This is a messenger RNA of Alnus glutinosa, 1245 nucleotides long. RefSeq lists its product as uncharacterized. Lineage: Eukaryota; Viridiplantae; Streptophyta; Magnoliopsida; Fagales; Betulaceae. The coding region runs from base 1 to 1245 and encodes 414 amino acids. The record is from RefSeq and is a predicted model, not a curated record. The transcript is spliced from 3 exons.
AUGGUAGAAGGUAGUACUUCACAUCACCAACAAGUUCAAGCCAUCACCACAUUGCGUAGUGGAAGAAGGGUCGACAAUCAUGUGCAAGAAAAGGUGGAUGAGCAAACUGAGAUACCACAUAAUCUGCAGAAGGACAAGGGUAAGCAAGUAAACACUAACGCUUUUUCUUCAUCCGGUCCCACUCCCGAGAUACCAUAUGAACCCCGGGUCCCAUUCCUAGAACGUCUUAAGGCACCUUCUCACUUCGGGAAACAAGGAGAGAAAAUUCAAGAUAUGAUUGAGGUCUUCAAACAGGUAAAAAUCAACCUCCCACUCGAUGCCAUCAAGCAAGUACCUGCCUAUGCAAAAUUCCUCAAGGACUUGUGUACUCAGAAAAGGAAACGCAGAAAUCAUAUUCCCAAGAAAGUCCUUCUUACUGAGCAUGUGAGCUCCUUGAUUCAGCACAACACUCCUCCGAAGUUCAAGGAUCCUGGAUCCCCUACAAUUUCAUGUAUCAUCGGACAGAGUGAGAUUGAUAAAGUCAGGCUAAAUAUCUUCAAUGCAUUCCAGCAUGGACCUGAUCAGAAUGAGUGUUUCUUUGUGGACAACAUUGAAGAAUAUGUAGAAGAUUCACUCCCCAGUCUUUUGACAAGGGAUCCUUUGGAAGACUGCCUAACUUACUUUGGCUCUAAAGACUUCAACACCAAUCAAUACAUUGAUGAGUCUCCACCGAAGCUUGAAUUAAAGCCACUGCCAGACAAGCUCAAGUAUGCCUUCCUCGGCUCUAAUGACACCUUGUCGGUCACCAUUGCUUCAGUUCUAAAAAAUGACCAAGAAGACUGUUUAUUAGCAGUAUUGAAGAACCAUAAAAAGGCUAUUGGAUUGACCGUAGCUGAUUUGAAGGGCAUUGACCCCUCCAUCUGUAUGCACUGGAUUCAUUUAGAGGAAGACGCUCGACCCUCCAAUGAGGCACAGCGCCGUUUAAAUCCCAAUAUGAAUGAGGUAGUGAUGACGGAGGUUGUCAAAUUACUCGAUGCAGGUAUCAUCUACCCCAUCUUCGAUAGCAAGUGGGUGAGCCCCACCCAAGUGGUUCCAAAGAAGUCUGGCAUCACAGUAGUAGAGAACUCAGUUGGUGAAUUGAUUCCCCAGGGCAUAACCACGGGAUGGCGCGUCUGUAUUGGCUACAACAAGCUCAACUCCCACACUCGAAAGGAUCACUUUCCACUCCUAUUCAUUGAUAAGAUCUUGGAGCAUCUUGUUGGCUAG